GGGAUGUCUCUGUACAGAAACACCAUCUGGUUCCUGAAGGGGAUGAGGGAGUACACCAAAAGUGGGUAUGAGACUGCAGCAAAACAAUUUUUAUCAGAAGAUUUGGAGUUCGAUGUCAGGGGAAGGUCUUAUAUGAUCACUGGAGCAAACAGCGGGAUUGGCAAAGCUGCUGCCUUGGUAAUUGCAAAGAAAGGUGGAACUAUCCACUUGGUGUGCAGAAAUAAGGAAAGAGCAGAAGAAGCCCAAAGAGAACUCAAAGCAAACAGUGGAAAUGAGGACAUUUCAGUGCAUUUGCUGGAUAUGUCUGACCCCAAACAAAUAUGGGAAUUUGCUGAGAAGUUCAAGACUGAGCAUAAACUAAAUGUCUUGAUAAACAAUGCCGGGUGCAUGGUUAAUAAGCGGGAACUGACUGAAGAUGGCCUAGAGAAAAAUUUUGCCACCAAUACUUUGGGUACAUACAUUCUAACAACUGCACUGCUGCCAUCUUUGGAGAAAGAAGAGGAUCCCAGAGUUAUAACGGUUUCCUCGGGAGGAAUGUUGGUUCAGAAACUGAACGUGUCAGACCUGCAGUUUGAGACAGGCACAUUUGAUGGCACAAUGGCAUAUGCACAGAACAAGCGACAGCAAGUAAUAUUAACAGAGCAGUGGGCUAAAGCCAACCCGAAUGUCCAUUUCUCUGUCAUGCACCCAGGCUGGGCUGACACACCAGCUGUGAGAUCCUCAAUGCCAGAUUUCUAUGAAAAGAUGAAGAACAGGUUACGCACAGAGGAGCAAGGUGCAGACACUGUUGUAUGGCUGACACUUUCCCCCUCUGCCAAGAAGCACCCGAGUGGCCUUUUCUUUCAGGAUCGGAAACCUGUUUCUACACAUUUACCCUUUGCGCUUACACAUUCCUCUCCUGGGGAUGAAGAGAAACUUAUGGAGAGCUUGAAGGAACUGUCCCAAAAAUUUGCACCCGCUUCCUGUAAAUUGUAACACUUCCUCAAUAACUGUUAACUUACCAGGCGGCUUUAAUAGUGCAGAUUGCGAAUGUACAUAAACUCAUUUGGUAGGUGAAUAACAAUACAAGAAACUCAAAGCAAAUUUUGUACUUUGCAGUUGACACUGGAUUAAGCCAUACACUUUUUAAGGCUUCAGUAAGCGGCUGCAGAACUCCAUUUUGAUGCAGACUAUAUUUCUUUUAUUUCUACCAAACAGCUUUAGGCUUAUGGUACACAGGGCAAAUUGUCCACUGCUGCUCACUUGAGUGUUUAUGUAUGGAGGUCCAUCUGUCAACACUUUGUUUGCAACAGACAGAGCACUUUGCUUUUGAUAACCUCAAGACUGAUAACAGAUGGACAGGGGCAGCUUGCCUACUUCAGCAGAAAAAUGCAGCAGCAAUUGGUGGGCAAAAUGUCCCUGAUAUUGACAUGAACAGUGACCUCUAUCUAGCUAUCACUCCUCAUGUGCAUCAGCCAGCGUGUGUGCCGUUGGCAGAGGCAUCUAGACCACUGGUCUGUGUGGGAUGAUGGUAGCAGUCAAAUUGCUCCUUGUGCCUGUGGCUCUGAGCUUUGCAUCUCCUUGAGUUUACUUUAAAUAGGCCACAAGGUAGGCGAGGGGCUGAUCAACAAAGCUUCCCUUCUCACUCAGUUAUAAGAUACAUUGCCAGGCAUUCAGGUAACCCUGUAAUUAUCAGCUGCUUCAGGGUUCUGUAUGGGGGGCAGAACCCAGGUUACUAAAGUCAGCUGCAGUAUCUUGACCACAGAACUAAUAAGGACGCUUCUGCCCUGCUAAUGAACCCAAGGUACUGUCUGUCUGAGACCAGGAAGUUGGUUUGUACUACAAGCUGACAGAACAAAUGACAAAAUUGCAGUGUAUGUUCAUACAAAGUAUAUGGCUGCUAUUAUACAUUCUAACUAUAUAUAAUUAUAUUCAGGAUCUCAUUUUUAUCACUUUAUUUUCUUUUGUAUAUCACCUCAGAAAA
This is a messenger RNA of Xenopus tropicalis (tropical clawed frog), 1963 nucleotides long. It is a transcript of the gene dhrs12, whose product is annotated as dehydrogenase/reductase (SDR family) member 12. Lineage: Eukaryota; Metazoa; Chordata; Amphibia; Anura; Pipidae. The record is from RefSeq and is marked provisional.